Messenger RNA from Anguilla anguilla (European eel), 1852 nucleotides. RefSeq names its product scaffold attachment factor B1. The coding region runs from base 95 to 958 and encodes 287 amino acids. NCBI's taxonomy places the organism in Eukaryota, Metazoa, Chordata, Actinopteri, Anguilliformes, Anguillidae. The transcript has 5 exons. The record is from RefSeq and is a predicted model, not a curated record.
GUUACACGUCAGAAUGGAACCUGUACUGGUGAGUGGACGUGUACUGUGACCUCAACAAUUCCUGCGUAUCAGCUGACCCCGGAUACAAGACGACAUGGAACGUGUAGUGGAGCUGUCAAGCAACGGCGGUUUCUCCAUCGCCGGACUUUCGACGACGCCCCGGAAGCGACAGGUGCGCUUCUCGGCGCGGCACGACAUCCUGCUGCUGCGAGAGGUGAUUGCGCAGAACCCCUUCUCCUCCAAGGAGCCCGGGCGCAUCUGGGCCCGGGUGGGCGAGAUCAUCACCGCCGCCCUGCAGGACGAGAGCUUCGAGGUGGACGCCAGGCGCUGCCGCGAGAGGACCAUGCUGCUGCUGGACUACUACAAGAAGCAGGAUUUCGCCAGCCUCCGCAGGUUCGGGACUGAAAGGCUGUAUGCCCAGAAGGAGGAUCUGCUGCAUGAAGUGCUGGAAUUGGAGGCUGAGAAAGGGCUUAUGGGAAGUGGUGAGAACAAAUACCAGGAUGAAGAGUUGAGGAAAAGGGCACUAGAGGAGCUGGUGCUCCCAGAGCAGGACAAAAUCAGUGUGAUGCCCACCCAGACAGUGCCUCCUGCAGGUGAGGAGACGCAAAACUCAGGGCCCCCGACUCCAGAGCAGGAGGAGCAGGAGGAGCAGGAGGAGCAGGAGGAGCUGGUGGUGGACCUGGCGGCGCCCACGGCGAAGCGCGCGUGCCAGUGCUGCUGCCAGACCUACUCGGAGAUCCUCAGCUUCCUGGAGAAGCGGUCGGACGCGGAGCAGCGGCUGCGGGAGGAGGAGGCGGCGCUCCGGCGCGAGGAGCUGGAGAUCCAGCGGAGCAAGAUCGCCCUGGAGCGGGAGCGGCUGGGCGCCGAGCGGAAGGAGCGGGAGCGCCGCUUCGAGCUGGAGAGCCAGGAGAGGCAGGUCAUCCUGGACCUGCUCAAGGAGAAGGUGCUGAAGUGCUGAGAGUGUGGGGGGGGUGAGGGGGUGAGGGGGGUGAGGAGGAGGAGCAGGAGGAGAAGGGAAAAGAAAAAAAAAGAGAGAGCGUGGCGACGACGACGACGACGACAUGUUUUAAAAGAAAUUUCUUAAAAGCUUCCCGAGGCCUGUGGACAAAAAAAAAAAAACAUGGGCGGAUGGGGUUCGGGAGUUGAAAAGAAAGAGCGUGGCGAUGACGACACAUUUUAAAUUUCUCGAAGCUUCCCGAGGCCUGUGGACCAAAAAAAAACACGGGCGGACGGGUUUUUCUCAGGACACCUGGGUGUUUUCAGGUCGAAGCUCGCUCGCUCGCUCGCUCGAAAAGGGGGGGGGGACGCCCGCGUAAACACACGGCGACUGAUCUGAGGCUACCGUGUAGCUCUCCCAUCAAGUCAAACAAGCAUAAUCAUGCCACAGAGAGGACAAAGGCAACCCACCGGAAAUAAUUAUCUCCCGCAGUGUUCAGUUCCAUUUUCGCCUUCUGUAGCCAGUGAAAAACUCUGUAAUAACGUAAUAAUGGCAUACAAUAAACCGCAUGUCAUUUUGGGAUGAGAUUCAAGCACCGCAAGCACUUAAAACUUUGUAUUUGCAAUUGUUUAUUAGGGGUAUCCUGGAUAGGGAUUUAAUUGCAAGUGACAAUUAUAUCCCUGUCCGUCGACAGUUGCUUGUAGAAAUGUAAAUUUAAAUAAGUGCCAUAUUUUGCCUAUUUGAGCUUUGUAUUAUAUAUGUGAAUGGUGUAUUGAACAAGCCUGUAUCCAGUUCAAUAAUAUUUUUAGUGUACUUUUACUGACAAAUUACUGUUUUUUUCUUGUGUAACUAGAGCAGUGUUUUUUGUGAGAAUGUAUAUUCCAUUUGUAAUUUAAAUAUAUAUUUGAAAAAAUA